CAAGGCAACCACUUUUUUUCUGGCGUCGGAAUCCAACCCUAACAACCUCCUCAAUGCAUUUGAAUCUCAAUUUUCUCUCAUUUUUCUGAUCUUUCUUCCUCUCGAUCCCGGAGAAUCAGAAAAAUGGAGGCCGACGAUCGCUUCGUGGAUUUGAAUCCGAGGACCUGCGUGGUGUUGGGAGGGCGUGGGUUUCUCGGCCGAUCUCUGGUUCUCAGGCUCUUGACACUCGGCAAGUGGAUCGUUCGAAUUGCUGAUUCUGCUGACUCGCUUGAACUCGAUCAUUCCGAGCAUGAUUCUCUCCUCUCUGUCUCGCUUUUGUCUGGUCGGGCUUCCUAUUUCCAUGUCGAUGUUCGCGAUAAGGAUCAGAUCGUUACAGCUGUCAGUGGUUCUUCUGUUGUGUUUUAUAUGGACUAUGAAGAUUCAUGUUCGAAUGAUAUUUAUCUCUCAUACAUGAUUAUAGUUCAAGGUGCCAAAAAUGUCAUUAAUGCUUGUCGAGACUGCAAAGUAAGACGGCUAAUAUUCAACAGUUCAGCUGAUGUAAUUUUUGAUGGUUCACGUGAUAUAAAUAAUGGAGACGAAUCAUUAAAAUAUCCAUGGAAAUUUGAGGACAUGUUGAGUGACCUAAAGGCUCAAGCUGAAGCACUCAUCCUGUUUGCCAACGAUAUAGAUGGACUUUUAACAUGUGCACUUCGCCCUAGCAAUGUUUAUGGGCCAGAAGACACGCAACUCAUUCCUUUUGUAGCGAAUCUGGCAAAAUCUGGUUUGGCAAAGUUCAUUAUAGGGAAUGGUGAAAACAUGUCUGAUUUCACAUUUGUUGAGAAUGUGACCCAUGCCCAUAUCUGUGCAGAAGAAGCACUAGAUUUUCGAAUGGUGUCUGUGGCUGGAAAGGCAUUUUUCAUUACUAACUUUAAACCCAUGAAGUUUUGGAAAUUUAUAUCUCUCAUUUUGGAAGGCUUGGGUUAUCGAAGGCCAUCAGUUAAACUUCCCUCUAAGAUGGUUUGGAAUGUUCUCUUGUUUAUGAAAUGGAUACAUGAAAGGUUCGGAUACGAUAGAUAUAAUCAUUCCACUUGGGCUCGUUACAUUCAGCUAGCCUCGUGCACUAGAACUUUUAACACUGUUGCUGCACACAAACAAAUUGGGUACUCUCCUGUUGUUUCCGUGGAAGAAGGCAUCAGACUAACCAUUGAAUCAUUUUCACAUUUGCGCAAAGAAUUGGCCGUUGCAAGUUUCACCGACUUUACUGAAGAAUCAAAAGUUGAUAAGCUGCUUGGUGGUGGAAGAGUUGCCGAUAUAUUGUUAUGGCGAGAAGAGAAGAAAUCAUUCACAUGUUUUCUUGUUUCGUCUCUAUUGUUUUAUUGGUUUUUUGUACGUGGAGGAACUUUUAUAUCAUCAGCAGCCCAACUUCUGUUGUCUAUCAUUGUCGUCCUUUAUGGAUAUGGCUUCAUACCACCAAACAUAUAUGGGUUUGAUGUUCAGAAAUUAUCUGCGUCUACCUUUCAUUAUUCUGAUUCUGUAGUAAGAGAUACAAUUCUGACCCUAGCAUGCCUGUGGAACGGAGCUAUGUGUAACGCAAGAUCAUUGGCCCGAGGAGGGGAUUGGAAUCAUUUUUUUAAGGCUGCAGGAUAUCUUUAUGUCCUCAAGCUGUUUUUCUCACAAUCCUUGACUAUGCUGAUAGGCAUGGGACUGGCGUUUGCAUUCACUGCAUUCUUUGUGUACGAGCAAUACGAAUCCGAGAUCGACGGGUUUGCAAAGUUCCUUUUCAUCGGCGCCAUGGAAUUAAAGAGAUCACUUGCAAGCCAUAUACCAGUACAAGUGAUGUCAUUUCUCUGUAGUGACAAAGCAUCACAUCAAGCUAAAGAAGUUGCAGCAACAAAGCGUUAGAGUCGCAUCCAAGUAUGUCUGAUCAAUCCGUUAGCUCACUCGGGUGUCUGCUAGAAUAUCUAGAGCCUUUCUCCCCCCAGUAGAAGCGAAGAAGUGGAGGUAAUCUAGCAUAUUACAAAACUCGACCCGAACCCUUCUUCUUGCAACAUUUUCUGCCAUUACUAUGCAAUGUCUUUUAACACACACCUGUUAAGCAUCAGAGGCCAAAUAAAAUGUUGAAACUCGAUGUGUAGCGUAGACGGGCACGAUCGAGAUGUAGAUGAAUAUUUGGGGCUAGAGUCUAGUUUUUCAUCCUUGUCCUAUCAACAUUACUUGUAGUAUUGAUGGCCAGCAGCAGCUAGUUCAGUACUUGAAAUGUGGGGCUACAGUUUUCUUUUUUCCUUGAAACACCAUAAUAUAGGGUUGAAGGUGAUGCAAUUUCCCUUCCUUUGAAUGCAUUGCAAUCUCUUAAGCCUUAUAAUAUGUGAUUCACCUUAGUAUUGAAGAUUAAUAAGCGAUAUUAGUUUUGGUUUAUUUUA
Molecule: messenger RNA, 2399 nt
Organism: Momordica charantia (bitter melon)
Lineage: Eukaryota; Viridiplantae; Streptophyta; Magnoliopsida; Cucurbitales; Cucurbitaceae
Product: 3-beta hydroxysteroid dehydrogenase/isomerase family protein
Biological process (GO): steroid biosynthetic process
Molecular function (GO): oxidoreductase activity, acting on the CH-OH group of donors, NAD or NADP as acceptor
Source: RefSeq, a predicted model, not a curated record